Messenger RNA from Fundulus heteroclitus (mummichog), 1835 nucleotides. RefSeq names its product tetraspanin-18. The transcript is spliced from 8 exons. The record is from RefSeq and is a predicted model, not a curated record. Gene Ontology annotation, cellular component: membrane. NCBI's taxonomy places the organism in Eukaryota, Metazoa, Chordata, Actinopteri, Cyprinodontiformes, Fundulidae. The coding region runs from base 175 to 906 and encodes 243 amino acids.
UUGGUUCAGCGGUGGGUCGUCGCCAGUCUGCCCGCGGAGGGAGCACCGUGAGCCCGCAGCGUGAGCGGCUGCUGCCCGACAGUUCUGCGGAUUUCUCCAGUCCAUUUAGAAGAACUCUGAAAAGUUCCGUUUGGGUCCAGAACCGCGGGCCAGGGAGCGCUUUCCGCCUCAGCCAUGGAGGGCGACUGCCUCAGCUGUAUGAAAUACCUCAUGUUCAUCUUCAACUUCUUCAUCUUUCUCGGCGGCUCCUUCCUGCUGGCCGUUGGCGUUUGGGUGUUGGUCGACCCGAUGGGCUUCAGGGAGAUCGUGGCGGUCAACCCCCUGCUCUUCACCGGGGUCUAUGUCGUCCUGGCCAUGGGGGGCAUGCUGUUCCUGCUGGGCUUCCUGGGCUGCUGCGGAGCCAUCCGCGAGAACAAGUGUCUGCUGCUGUUGUUCUUCAUGCUCAUCCUCUUCAUCUUCCUGGCGGAGCUGGCAGCUGCCAUCCUGGCCUUCCUCUUCAGGGAGCAGUUAACCAGAGAAUACUUCAGCAGGGAGCUGAAACGCCACUAUCAGGGCCGCAACAACACCGACGUCUUCACCUCCACCUGGAACGUCAUCAUGACCUCGUUCGACUGCUGCGGCGUCAGCGGCCACGAGGACUUCGAGGAGAGCCUCUUCAGGCUCCUCAAUCCCAGCCAGAUGGUUCCUGAGGCCUGCUGCCAGGUGAACGGCUACCUGGGCGACGUCGGCGUGGAGCAGUGCGUCGGCGGCAGCGUGGCGUUCCGACACAACAAGGGCUGCUACUCGGCGAUGGUUGAAUACUUUGAGACGUACAUCUACUCUGCAGGAGCUCUGGCCAUCGUGGUGCUUACAGUAGAGCUCUUUGCCAUGGUGUUUGCCAUGUGUUUAUUCAGAGGCAUCCAGUAACCUCCUCCUCUUCAUCCUCCUCAUCCUCCUCUUCAUCCUCCUCAUCCUCCUCCUCCUCCUCAGCGGCAGUCAGGAGGAGAGCAGACUGUGCAGUUUGAGGUGAUUUGUACACUCUUGGUUUCUGUGUCGUAGCGUUUUUGUGAUGAGCAUCGUUCUGGAUGUAGGAGCUCCUGCGUUGGUCCUGGAUGGAGCAGAAACUGCCUCAGUUCAGAGAAACAACCAUGAUGUAAAGAUUCUGUCUUUGAUCAGCACCAGAACCAGGCCGGGUCCGCUCAUCGGUUCUGAUGUAAAGCGUGAUUUUACUUCAGGAAUGUCAGUUAAGGUCUGGACCGGUCCAUGCAGGAAUGUUUUCCCCCUUUUUACCUCAAAGUUACGUUAAAAUGAGUCUGAUUUAGUUCAUCUGGCUGUGGAUCACAUGAAUCUGAACAGAGGAAACAGAUUUAAAAGAGCUUUGGCUAAAAUGAAACCUGAGCUCAUAGUUUUAGGUCUUGCAUCUCUGUUUUUGAACAUUUUUAGGAUUUUUAAUUAAAAAGCCAACAGGGACAUGGCUCCUAACUCCUGUGACUCUGUCCAGCCUUUAUGUCUAAUUAUUUCUGACAGUUUGUAAAUAAAUGCUUAACGUGUUGUUGUGAGUAUUUAAUGUUAUUUUCUGUAAAAAAUUAUUUUCAGCAGCUGCUGUUUACUCUGUGAUCAGUUUGCUUUCUUCUGUAAAGUUUCACUGAUGUUCAAUAAAUUCAUGUUCUUUGUGCUUUUAUGGGACCGUUUACUUUAUUUAUUAUUUCUGUUUAUUUCUUUUAAAUAAAUCACAGUUAAUGUUUGAAACCCACAGCACCAAACCACCACCUCUCUACGUUAGACAGGCAGAACCUUGAGCUAAGAGUCAAACUGAAGGCUGGAUCAGAACCAUCUGGGUUUCCUGUAGAUCUCAC